AUGGCCACUGCCGCUGCCGCCGCUGCGAACCCGAAGCUUCGCUUCUUCCACCACCCCUCUGCGGCCGAGGUCUCCCGUCACCUACUCAAGUUCCCCGGCCCAUCCCAUCCACGGCACCGCAACAUUCCGGCUUACCAGAAGUUACGAAACGUAUCUGUACACCAAUACGCCCCAGAGCGAGGAUAUCACCGAGCAUUGGCCCCUCAGGCCGUCCCGUCCUCGGCGCCUCGUUCGGAGAGCAGAGCGGAUGCUACACUAGCUCCCUACAAAUGCCUACUUGGCCGCGAUAAAGACGGGGCGAGCAGAUCCGAUCCUGUCAAAGCUGGGGACGUACUGCGCGUAAUCUGA
Messenger RNA from Colletotrichum tamarilloi, 348 nucleotides. RefSeq lists its product as uncharacterized. Lineage: Eukaryota; Fungi; Ascomycota; Sordariomycetes; Glomerellales; Glomerellaceae. The record is from RefSeq and is a predicted model, not a curated record. The transcript has 2 exons. The coding region runs from base 1 to 348 and encodes 115 amino acids.